UUUUGUCAAUAAAUCUGCAUCAUGCAGUGACAAGGGAUCAAUACAUCCCCCUCUAUUUGCUCAUCUUGCGCGACGUUAAUCAUGCCUAUCGUUGGCUUUGUGAAGGCAUUCGUGCAGUCAGGUUCGGUUUACUUUGGAUGGUAGCCAUUUAGACCCCAGGAGGAGGUGAACUUUCUUUCGGACUUCAAAAUACGAAGAUACCAAUAGACCAACAUGGCCACACAUCAGAGCGAGGAUUCGAAGGACCCUUGGAAGUACACUAUUGUAGUCAGCAAGUUUGUCAUCAACUGCAUCGAGGUGGCGAUUUCCAAGUCAUUUGGUGUUCUCAUUCCCGUCAUGAUUAAUAUCCUUUCAACAAAUACAAAGACCAUAGGGCUUGCGUGUAGCAUGCCAUCUGCCUGGAUGAACAUUGCAUGUCCCGCUGUUGCUUACGUCUUAAAGACAGGUGUUUUGACACCCCGAAUGAUUGCUCUGAUUGGUGCGUUCUUAUCCUCGGCCUUUCUGAUUGCUGCUGGCUUCACCACAUCAAUACCGGAACUAGGACUAUGCCUCUCACUCACGGGUGUUGGCUUAUCCAUGGGUUACUUUUCUUCCAAAGUGAUGCUGAAUGAAUAUUUUAAAAGGAGUUAUGUUUUAAUGGCUGCAGUCGCCAAUCUUGGUAGUGCAACAGGAGCUUUCAUUGCGCCGUUCGUCAUAGAGAGGUCGCUGGAGGCCUACGGUUACAUUGGAGCGAUGCUCAUACUUAGUGCCUUUUCGUUGCAUGCCAUUCCAGCAAGUGCCACUCUGAAGAAACCCCGAGAUAGGCCUUCAAAACCGGCUAUGAAGGAUGAUAACGAUGAUGAGACAACUGGUAGCGAAGAGAAACUGGCGAGAGUGGAGGACGACGAAUGUAUCUCGAAGGAAGAACCAAAAUCAUCCACAGGGUGCCUUACAAAUCUCAAGGAAUGGCUCAAAAAUUGCAUUUUAAUCAAAGAGCCUCUCUUCACCAUGGCACUUCCGUGUCUUUUCUUCACUUCAGUUUGUUUAAAUGCUUGGGUGCUCUUUCUCGUGCCCAGAGCGGAAUGGCAUGGCAUCCCGAGCUCCAAGGCAGUCUUCGUGUCGACUGCUGGUGGAACAGGGGGUAUCGUGGGCCGGGUCUUCUUUAUAGCACUUCUCUACUUCGGUGCUAACCCAAUAGUUCUGUCCUGCGUGUUCUUCAUGCUGUCUGCAGUCACCUUUCUGGCAGACCCCUUCAUCACGACGUUUCCAGUGAUGUGCGUUGUUUCCUUUAUCCAAGGCUGGAGUGUCUUUUCCGGCAAUCUGGCGCUCCCAGGUUACCUGAAGUAUUCCGUUUCCGACGAGAACUUCACUAUGGCUGCGGGCAUCUAUGGUCUUGUAUCGGGGCUUGGAGGGAUCUCUGGAGGUUUCCUUGGAGGUCUUAUCAAGGAUGCCACACAAUCGUUCACUACGGUGUUUGUCGGGAUUGGAUUUGGUUUUUGCUUUCUGGAGGUAAAUGCCUUACUCUUUUUACUUGCCCUUCGCAGAAAACAAAAAGAUAAGAGCAAAUGAUCUGUAAAACCACAGAUUCCUUUCUUUUCGUCAUCAGUGCAACUAUAAUUUAUCUGUCAACCUUUUCUACAUCGACAUCUUGUUUGGACAUCGGAAAUAUUGGUUAGAAACUGUAAUUUUAUCAAAAACUCAGGCCUUAUUUACCCAGGGUCGCCACAUCAAUAUGACAAUAGAACACUGCUCGUCCUGUGGGCCCUGCAAUUAUUAUUACCCCAGCAAUGAAUAUUACCCAGUAAUUAUUAUUACCCCAGCAAUUUCCAAAAAAGACAUUAUUGUGGAGUUUAGGCGCCAGCAAGACGACUAUGAAGAGCAUAUCUUUACGCCGUCUUGAUGUGCUCGACAACCGUGGGUUGUUGAUGUCACUUGUGUGGACCACACGA
Strongylocentrotus purpuratus (purple sea urchin) is the source of this 1928-nucleotide messenger RNA. RefSeq names its product monocarboxylate transporter 4. Gene Ontology annotation, biological process: transmembrane transport. Bases 214 to 1548 code for a protein of 444 amino acids. The transcript is spliced from 5 exons. Gene Ontology annotation, molecular function: monocarboxylic acid transmembrane transporter activity. NCBI's taxonomy places the organism in Eukaryota, Metazoa, Echinodermata, Echinoidea, Camarodonta, Strongylocentrotidae. The record is from RefSeq and is a predicted model, not a curated record.